Daucus carota subsp. sativus is the source of this 1431-nucleotide messenger RNA. Its product is annotated as septum-promoting GTP-binding protein 1. Bases 282 to 1094 code for a protein of 270 amino acids. The record is from RefSeq and is a predicted model, not a curated record. The transcript has 6 exons. Gene Ontology annotation, molecular function: GTP binding; GTPase activity. Lineage: Eukaryota; Viridiplantae; Streptophyta; Magnoliopsida; Apiales; Apiaceae.
CAGAAGCAAAGUUUCACAAUAUUGAUAAGGUAUAGGCAGGUGGAAGCAUUUGGUAGUCACCAAAAAGCUGGAGGUCUUUCUUACCAUAAGAUAUUGAAUUUUGGCCCCACGAUUACCGGUUAACUGUCCCCGUUAUGCGGUUGUUAGCUUUCCCUUCUUUUCAUUCAUUGUUUCUAAAAACACUCUUUUGAUAUAUCACAUUUGCAGAUUUCUUUAGUUCUCACUUUCUUCCUCAUGUGCAUGUAAAUAAAAUUUACUAGUGUGUUGAUAUUAAUCUUGAAAUGAGUCGAAUUAGCCGAAGAAAAAUUCGUCUGAAAACAAAAAGAGCGAUUUUGUUGCGGAUGAUUGCUCUGAAAAAAUGUGUGACAUCUAGCUGGAAACGGGUUGUUGGUUGUUUGAUGCAAUUUUCUGCUCAUAAAAAUAAUGAUAUUAAUAAUCAUCAUCAUCGUCAGCUUGAGAAUUAUUCGUCUCCGGCUUCUUCUCCUCCCCCUUCGCUGAAUGGGGCUGAGUCGCCUAGUGCUGAUGAUGAUGCUUCUGAUCUGGUGUCGAUUAAAGUGUGCAUAUUGGGUGAUCCCAAGAUUGGCAAAACCAGCUUCUUGACGAAAUAUGUAGGCAGAGAAAGAGAGGAAGGGAAUGGAAUGGAUCAGAUGGAUAAAAUAAUGUACGUUAGUGGAGCUCGGAUUGCAUUUCACAUCUGCGAGGUACAAGGGUUUGAUAACUCACAGAGUAACCUUCAACUUGCUUGCAAGGAAUCUGUAGCAAUGUUGUUCAUGUUUGAUCUUACAAGUCGGUGUACCUUAAAUAGUGUCAUUAACUGGUAUAAAGAAGCUCGAAAAUGGAACCAGAGCGCAAUGCCAGUACUAGUCGGAACCAAAUUUGAUGAUUUUGUCCAGUUACCACUAGAUCUGCAAUGGACAAUCGCUAAUCAGGCAAGAGGCUAUGCAAAGGCACUGAAUGCAACGCUAUUCUUCUCAAGUGCCAACUACAACAUUAACGUGAACAAGAUUUUCAAGUUCAUUGCUGCCAAGCUCUUCAACUUACCCUGGUCCAUAGAGCGUAAUUUGACUAUUGGAGAGCCGAUCAUCGAUUUUUAGUCUACACCCUUCAUUCCAUAGUUCCAUAUGUACAUCCCCGGAGUUUGUUUUAGGAAACACAGUGUCAACCAGUUUGUUCGGAGGCUCAACCUCCAAGUCCAAGCUUGAGUUGUUUUAUCAUUUUUCUUGGUUUUUAGAACUAUAAUGUAGCACAAGGUAUGCACUUGGCUUCAUCUCUGCAUAAUAAAAUGCCUACGUACGUUUGAAUUCAUAUCCAAAGUUUAGAAAGCCCCCCAGAAAAAAAAGAGUUGGACUUCUGGAUUUCUUCUUUCUGGUGCAAGUUGAGAGAACACACCUGAUUUUUGAAAAAAAUAAUUGUCGAAAUGAAAUAAACCAA